Molecule: messenger RNA, 1638 nt
Organism: Mucor velutinosus
Lineage: Eukaryota; Fungi; Mucoromycota; Mucoromycetes; Mucorales; Mucoraceae
Exons: 7
Coding region: 1-1638 (545 amino acids)
Biological process (GO): dephosphorylation
Molecular function (GO): phosphoprotein phosphatase activity
Source: RefSeq, a predicted model, not a curated record
AUGACUUUAGCAAGCAUUAGCAACGAAAGUGGAGAAACCAUCAUUGGUCAUCUUGUAGAAAGGUCCAAUGAUAAAAUCAUCCUCAUUGUUCAUGGCGAACAGGGCAAGUAUCCAUACAGUUUGACGAUAUCUCAGCGGUUGAUAUACAUCUUUUCGCUGACAAAUGAUAUAUCCACAGGACACAAAGAUGGUCUCUAUCAGACUGCUUUGGCAGAGAGAUUGCCAUUCUCUUCAUUUCGCUUCGAUCUAAGCGGCCAUGGAGAGAGCGAGGGAGAAUUCAAUUUCGGUCAUAUCGCUAAACACACAGCCGACAUUCAUGCUGUCGCUCGCCAUUUUGAAAAUCUUGGAUACGAGAUAUUUGCUAUCAUCGCUUAUGGAAGGGGAUCUUUGAGUGGACUGAAAUAUGCAACUACUUGUGAUAAACCUUUGGCUCAUUAUAUCAACAUUGCAGCACCCUUUGAAAACAAGGAGAUUGACGUUUCAGAGGAAGACAAGGUGUAUAAAAAGGGAGAAUUGGUUUCAAUCAAGAUCAACAAGAGUGAUAUCGAGCGCUUUCAUGAAUGGGAUAAUUCACACGUGGUUCGUAUGCCCAAAACAACCUGUGUUCAUACAAUCCAUGGCAUUCAAGAUGAGAUUGUGCCUGCAUCGCAUGCUGCCAUGUAUGCCAACAAAAUCUCCAAUCACACCUUGACGUUAGUGCCUGAUGCAGAUCACCAAUUCACCAAUCACCAUGACUUCUUGAUCGACACCAUCAUUGAUCAUUUCGACACACAUACCAAAGAUGCCUAUCAAAAGGCCCUACUGAUGGGACAGCAUGUCAGUGUAUGUAUUCCUCGUUGGAUCGAUAUUCCCGGUGUCAAGAAUUUCAGAGAUAUUGGCGGCUGGCCACUCAAGGACGGCAGUGGAUACAUCCGAGAGAGAAUUGUAUUCAGAUGCGGGCAUCUUGUAGAUAUCACACAAAAGGGCAUAGAAACACUCAAUAGAUUAAACGUGAUUGCAGCCUUUGAUUUUCGAUCUGAUCCCGAGAUAGAGAGACAAGGGGUCAUGCCUCAGGUCAAUGGAUUGACUCGUUACCCAUCUGCCAUGUUUACAGAGGCAGAUUAUUCUCCUGCUGCAUUGGCUAUUCGUUGGAAGGGUUAUUUUGAAGGAGCCACUGGUUUCCCUAAAGUGUAUGCAGUCAUCUUGAAAAAGGGAGCUCCUCAGUAUCGUAAAAUUUUCCUUCAUCUCAUCGAAAAUCAUUCUAUUACAUCUACAAAGUCGAUUAUCGUGCAUUGUACAGCUGGUAAAGAUAGAACUGGUAUCUUUGGUAUGCUACUGUUGGGUCUGUGUGGUGUGGAUGAUGAAGUGAUUGCGAAUGAAUAUGCUCUGAGUAAUCUAGGCUAUUGGGAACCCGAGCAUGAGUUGCAAAAGAAGGCCGACAUGCUCAAUGUCACUAUCAAGGAUAUGCGUAUGGUGAUGUCUGCACCCUACCUCGCCAUGAAGGAAACCAUCCGCCAACUCAAGGAAAAGUACGGAUCCAUUGAAGGCUAUGUCCGUGAAGAGUGCCAAUUGACCUCCAACGAGAUUCAAAGACUGCGAGACUUGAUGGUGGUGCCUAUUCGCUUUGAAGAGCGUCAAUUGUUUAGACCCAAGAUUUAA